AUGGAUCAGACAGUAGAUUUUGAAGAGAUCAAGAGGCUUAUUAAUGCCAAUAAUGUCGAAGGUCUUGAGACAGUGCUUUCUAAUGUACAGGGCAUGAGUGCAGCUGAUCUUAAGAAGUUAAUUGGAUUGACAGAGUCUAAGAAGAUACAGCAAUUGAUGGAAAGCAAGUAUGCUGAGAGUCGAGGGGAUAGUGCUAAGACACGCACUGAAGGUGGUGCUGAAUCUGUAGAAGAUCCUUCGUUGGCUCUCAAGGAGGUGAACACAGGGGAUAUUCAAAAGGAUAGGUCUAUUAAACUGUUUUUCGAUGCAUUUAGAGCAAAUAUUCCCGAGUGCAGUAGUAAGACUGCUGCAUUGCUUUCAAAGCAAAUAACAACUGAAAUAUUUAAGAAGGAGGCGGGGGAAAUAGCAAAGCUGGUAAGAAGCAAGUGUUUGAAUCUCAAGGACAAGAACAAUCCAACGCUUUGCAGGAGGGUGUAUGAAGGAGAGAUUCUACCUGCAAGGUAUGUGGAGAUGAGCGCUGACGAAAUGAAAAGUGAGAAUCUACGCAGUGAAGAGGAGAAGAUGAUGGAAGAUAGCCUUUAUGAAUGCCAGAUUCCAACACAGAAGGCAGAAACGGAUCUUUUCAAGUGCAGUAGAUGUGGAGAGAGAAAGUGUUCGUAUAGACAGUUGCAGACAAGAUCUGGAGAUGAGCCCAUGACCACGUUUGUGACAUGUGAGUGUGGAAACAAGUGGAGGUUCUGUUGA
Ordospora colligata OC4 is the source of this 744-nucleotide messenger RNA. RefSeq names its product transcription elongation factor S-II. NCBI's taxonomy places the organism in Eukaryota, Fungi, Microsporidia, Ordosporidae. Gene Ontology annotation, molecular function: zinc ion binding; nucleic acid binding. The record is from RefSeq and is a predicted model, not a curated record. Bases 1 to 744 code for a protein of 247 amino acids. Gene Ontology annotation, biological process: DNA-templated transcription. Gene Ontology annotation, cellular component: nucleus. The transcript has a single exon.